AUGGAUCCCGAAGCAUUCUUGGAUUUGGCCAACCAGGUCAUAAAAUUAAAAAUGUAUCCAUAUUUUGAUGUGGCACAUUCUUUAUUAUGUGCUCUAGCAGUGAGAGAAGAUUUAGGAUCUGGCGCGCAGGCUUUCUCUCGUAAACAUCCUUUAGCGUGUUGGCUGUCUACUAUGCUGGUGAUCUUCGCGGGCGGCAUGGUGGCCAACGGCUUGCUCGGGGAGCCCAUUCUUGCCCCGUUGAAGAACACGCCACAGCUGCUUAUUGGAACCGUUACGUGGUACAUUGUGUUUUACACUCCAUUCGAUGUCGGAUAUAAAGUGGCCAAGUUCCUACCGGUGAAGAUAGCUGCGUCCGCUAUGAAAGAAAUCUACCGUGCUAAGAAAGUCUACGACGGUGUCAGUCACGCGGGCAAACUGUAUCCUAACGCCUACAUAAUUAUGAUUAUUAUUGGAACAAUUAAAGGUAAUGGCGCCGGCUUCACAAAACUGGUGGAGCGUCUUGUACGCGGCGCAUGGACUCCUACCGCGAUGGAAACUAUGCAGCCAACCUUCUACACGAAGGCGUCACUAGUAGCGUCGGUGAUUUUCGUGCUGGACAAGAAGACGGAUUUGAUCUCUGCGCCACACGCCCUCGUGUACUUCGGCAUUGUCAUUUUCUUUGUCUACUUCAAGUUGUCAUCAAUUUUGCUGGGUAUCCAUGAUCCCUUCGUUCCGUUCGAGAACUUGUUCUGCGCUCUGUUCCUCGGAGCGCACAUUUCACAUCGCAGAACACUGCACUACGUUAUCAAUUGA
Molecule: messenger RNA, 792 nt
Organism: Parnassius apollo (apollo)
Lineage: Eukaryota; Metazoa; Arthropoda; Insecta; Lepidoptera; Papilionidae
Source: the annotation of a GenBank genome assembly